AUGAUUGUUCCAUGUUGCCAGAGAGGCCUAAGAGCAUCACGAGAAGCAAUUAUCCGCCACAUGUGCCGGAGACAAAGUUCUUUGGCAACGCAGGCUACACAUGUUUCCGUCAAGCCGGGUGCUGACCCAUAUGACUGGGACAGCGAAGUCCACUGGAAGGAUAUGCUCAGCCUUGAGAACAGGCUGACUGAAGAGGAGGUUCUGAUCAAGAACGCUGCAAGACAGUUUGCAGACGGGGAGUUGAUGCCCCAGGUCUUGAAAGGCUUUAGAGAAGAAUCCUUUGACAAGGGCCUCUUCAAGGCAAUGGGGGGUGCGGGCCUGUUGGGCUCCUUCAUUGAAGGCUAUGGAUGUGCUGGUGCAUCCGCCACUGCAUACGGGUUGAUCGCACGAGAGGUGGAGCGGGUCGACUCUGCCUACCGGUCAACACUGUCUGUGCAAUCAUCGCUGGUCAUGAACCCCAUCAACCUCUUUGGAUCCCAGGAGCAGAAGGAGCGCUUCCUACCGCGUUUGGCAACGGGAGAGCUCAUUGGCUGCUUCGGGUUGACAGAACCUGACCAUGGCUCCGACCCGAGUGGCAUGGUCACGCGGGCCGUAGACAAGGGAGAUCACUUCGUGUUGAGCGGCGCCAAGAAUUGGAUCACAAAUUCUCCGAUUGCUGACGUUUGUCUGGUCUGGGCUAAAACGAGCGGAGACGAGAAGGUGCGAGGCUUCCUGGUGGAGCGGGGAAUGGAGGGCUUGUCCACUCCGAAGAUCGAUGGCAAGUUUUCGCUCAGGGCAUCGCCCACGGGAAUGAUUCAGCUGGAUGAUGUUCGAGUUCCAAAGGAGAACGUUCUGCCCAAUGUCACGGGAAUGCGUGGGCCCUUUGCCUGCUUGAAUUCAGCUCGGCUCGGUAUCGCCUGGGGUGCUCUGGGCGCUGCAGAGUUUUGCCUCGAAACUGCGAGGCGCUACACCUUGGACAGAAAGCAGUUUGGCCGCCCCCUUGCCGCCAACCAGCUCGUUCAGUUCAAGAUGGCCAGUGCGAUGACGGACAUCACUAUCGGACUGAAUGCAGUACUGCAAGCUACUCGCAUGAAGGAGGCUGGCAAUUUGCACUCCAAUGUCAUCUCCAUGAUGAAGCGCAAUUCGUGUACAAAGGCUUUGGAGAUCGCGCGCACCUGCCGGGACAUGCUUGGAGGGAAUGGAAUCGUGGACGAGUACCAUAUCAUCCGCCACGUAUGCAACCUUGAGGCGGUUAACACUUACGAGGGCACGGCGGACAUCCACGCCUUGGUUCUAGGCCGUGCGAUAACAGGAAUCCCGGCCUUCAAGUGA
Messenger RNA from Symbiodinium natans, 1311 nucleotides. The record is from the annotation of a GenBank genome assembly. NCBI's taxonomy places the organism in Eukaryota, Dinophyceae, Suessiales, Symbiodiniaceae.